This is a messenger RNA of Hypoxylon fragiforme, 3330 nucleotides long. Its product is annotated as DHS-like NAD/FAD-binding domain-containing protein. The record is from RefSeq and is a predicted model, not a curated record. The transcript is spliced from 2 exons. Bases 738 to 2669 code for a protein of 643 amino acids. NCBI's taxonomy places the organism in Eukaryota, Fungi, Ascomycota, Sordariomycetes, Xylariales, Hypoxylaceae. Gene Ontology annotation, molecular function: NAD+ binding; histone deacetylase activity, NAD-dependent. Gene Ontology annotation, biological process: replication-born double-strand break repair via sister chromatid exchange; pericentric heterochromatin formation; regulation of DNA repair. Gene Ontology annotation, cellular component: mating-type region heterochromatin.
AGUGGGAGGAGGUGGAGGAGGUAGGUAGUGCCUUGCUCGCCCUACUAAAAGGUCGCUCUAUCCUCCCAAGUUCCCAAGUUCCCAAGUUCCCAAAAAGGAUCCAUAAAGGACCCAGGCCAUUUUUCCAUUUUCCGCCUUACCUCAUUCUCACACGUCCUCUUAUUCAAUGUUCUCACUUAACCUCACUCAACCUCACCUAAACUAAACAAACCUAGACAUCCACCGCCCACUUCUACAAAGGCCGCCGCACCAGAACAAGAAUUGAGAUUUGCUCACGACAGCAAUAUAGAAAUGCUACCGCUUAUCUAUAGUGCCAAAUUCAUAUGAUUUUAUGAUUUAAUUUUACGACUUGGGAUAUUAUACUACGUAUCAUUUGCAUUUGUCUUAGGCAGGUAAUGCAAUUGAUACCGAAUUAUGGCAUGAGGAUCUCGUCUUAACUCAUUGCUAUUUCGCUGUCGCAUUCAUCAUUACUGCAAGUCACUGGCUCUAGCUGCUUUCUAUUGAAGAAUACCUAGAUAGGGUUGAAUAAGUGACUGACCGCCAGCACAAACUGUCAAACCAUUUUUUAUUUUAUUUUAUUUUAUUUUUUUGCGGCGACUCAUUCCUCAUUUAUUCUACCUAUUCUACCUACUCUACCUACUUAAGGCAGGAGAUACCAAGGACAUAUCCCAGUACCUGCCUACCUACCUAACUGACUUUUCCCCUUCUUCUUUCAACCGCACUUGCCUUACUUUCGCAUGAUUGUCAUAGAACGACCCCACACAAUGGAUCCAGAUACUUCGUCGCUCUCAUCAAUCUCGGAUCUUUCAGACCCUCCUCCCUCCGACCCACCUUCUUCACCUCUGUCCAUACUUUCAAGGUCGCCUACCAUAUCACCACGAACAUCUCUUUCUUAUGAUCCAACCCGAUUACCUUCCCCGCCGUCUACUAUUGCCUCUUCAGGCUGCGCAUCGCCAAUGAAGCCCCCAGACCAAGUCUCUGUCGAGAACGAGAUCACAGUGAAUCCUGAUGGCCCUCCACCUGCUAAGCGCCGCCGUGUCGAGCGCAAACCCCGUACUACUGAGUUUCUUGAUCUGAAAGCCGCUUCAGAACAGAGCGAGAAGGAUGAGCGGUUACUAGAACAACUGACCAGUCUACUACGCAAGAAGAAGAAAAUUGUGAUAAUUGCCGGCGCUGGAAUCUCGGUCUCUGCAGGAAUUCCCGAUUUCCGAUCGUCCAAAGGUCUCUUCGCGACGCUACCUAAAGAGCACGGACUCAAAGGUUCUGGCAAGCACCUGUUCGACGCUUCUGUCUAUAAACAUGACUCCACCACCUCGUCCUUUCAUACAAUGGUUCGGGAUCUAUCGCACCUUACGAAGAAUGCGGAGCCUACCCCGUUUCACCAUUUGAUUGCCUCACUCGCCAAGGAAGGUCGCCUGCUACGUCUCUAUACCCAGAACGUUGACGGUCUUGAUACGUCUAUGCCACCUCUUGCUACGACUGUUCCCCUGAACGUUAAAGGACCAUGGCCCAAGACUAUUCAGUUGCAUGGCGGUUUGGCCAAGAUGGUGUGCUCUAAAUGCAGCGAUAUCAGCGAUUUCGACGGCUCGUUGUUCGAAGGCCCUGAAGCACCCCUUUGCAAGGGAUGCGAAGAAACCGACAACGUACGCACAUCUCAUGCUGGAAAGCGCAGCCAUGGUAUUGGAAGACUGCGACCGCGAAUGGUUCUCUACAAUGAGUACAACCCCGAUGAGGAAUCCAUCGCUAAUGUCGUCCGAGCCGACAUUCGAGCCCGACCGGACGCCGUUCUAGUUGUCGGCACCAGCAUGAAGAUCCCCGGUGUACGUAACAUGGUCAAAGAUAUGUGCCGUGUAACAAGAGGGCGAAAGGAUGGUAUGACUGCCUGGAUCAAUCUAGAGCCUGAACCAACCGGCGCCGACCUGAAGAACUGCUGGGAUAUAGUAGUCAAAGGUAAAUGCGACGAUGUCGCAUCGCUGGUACAUCUUCCUCAUUAUGAUGAAAGCAUUGAAGAUACUGUGGCUGUUGAUGAGAAGAAAUAUGAGCAAAAUCUACGCGGUAUCAAGCUUGAGGUUGAGAUUCGGAAGACUGCACCCAGAGGAAAUUUGUCGGUAAAGCAGGAGUCACGUGACAGCUCGCCUGUCGAAGCCAAGCCACAGUCUAUUCAGAACGUCCAGGGCAUGCCGACACCUUCUGCUAGUCCCAAGGUACGAGCAGCCCUGCCCACGGCCAAGCCACAACAGAAGCAGAGUAAGCUCGCUUUCAUCGGCCUAGACAGUUCUAGAGAUAGUAGCUCGGGCCCGAAGGCCAAGAAGGCAGCACAGCGAAAGCCUAGGAAGAGCAAGCAGACGGAGCCGAAGAAGCUUUCUAAGGUCACGAUCAACAACACGUUCAAAGCUACCAAAACAUCGACGACCGCCCCUAUAAAUAAAAUUCCCGCCAAACGCGAGUACGAAACUGAACCUGAACCGACUAUUCCAUCCCCUCGAGCUGUCAUGCGGGAGGAAUUCUCAUUACGCCCAAGAGGAAAAGCUGCUGAAAAGCCUACGGAAGGCCAGAAAAAUGUCGAGCUGGCAGUACCCACUACCCCAACACAACAUACUACACAUGUUUCUCCCGGCACGAUUUCUCCUACGUCUAAACCCCGAGGCUUCGCGUCCCUCAUCGACUAGUUGGAUCUUAGGGACCCAACUCUAUCUGCUAGUCACAAUAAACGCCUUAAUGACAACUUGUACAUAUUAUUUCAACACAUACUUUGCAGCAUGCGCCGGGAAUAGACUAUUGCAUAGAGGGGGCUUCCGGAUAGGCUCUUCCCAGGACACUCACAGAACGGCGGCAUAUGGGAUCGGACAACUGGAGCUAGAAGGAGCGUAUCAUGAUGGGUUACGCGGAGACUGUUGGCCAUGAUUUCUUCACAUUCAUUGCACUCUCAUGCAUGACCUAAUUAAGGAACGUGCCAACAUGCGUGUAACCUGACCGUAGGUGAUCAUGGAAUCAUGACUACGUUAUCCUUUGCUUUGCUUUGCAUUGCUUGACCCAGGCAGUGAGUUGGUAAUUAGGUAACUAAGUAGCUAGCUAGCUACCUAGGUAGCCAGACAUUCAAUAACAGUUUUGAAAGACAUGGCGAUAUAAUAGCUAGGGGGAAAUCAAAACUACCUACCUAGGUACGUAGUAGGUGGCCGUGGCCAGAGCAGAGCAUAGAAGGUGAAAUUAAUACAAAAUACCCCUUACCCCUUACCCUGCUAUUUCUCUCUCACCUACCUGCCUGCCAACUACCUAAAUCCACGUAUAGAAUAAUUACAAGACCCUCGAAAUAAAAACUAUUGCAUUUUA